This is a messenger RNA of Hordeum vulgare subsp. vulgare (domesticated barley), 3215 nucleotides long. RefSeq names its product acidic leucine-rich nuclear phosphoprotein 32-related protein 2-like. The transcript has 3 exons. Gene Ontology annotation, molecular function: histone binding. Bases 2093 to 3142 code for a protein of 349 amino acids. Gene Ontology annotation, cellular component: nucleus. Lineage: Eukaryota; Viridiplantae; Streptophyta; Magnoliopsida; Poales; Poaceae. The record is from RefSeq and is a predicted model, not a curated record.
AGAGCCGAGCGCGUGGUCACCGCCUGCGCGCCGCGCGCGUUGCCGGCCUCGCCCUGGCACAUGCAUGCCGGACCACCGGGCUAGCCUGGCCCGUCAUCGUUCCUCCACGCGCGCGCUGUCGCUCCGGCGCCGUACGCGCGCGAGCUCUGGUCACCGGCCGCGGUCGAUCGGUACACGACGGUCGGUGGCGACGGGGCUGGGUUUCUUGGGCUGAUGCAGCUUUCGACAGCGCACGGCCUAUGUUACUGAAUAUUGAUACCUAUCGGUAGCCUAGCUAGCAGCGUUUGUACACUUUGUCGCGCUAUGCAUGGACGACCUGGAUUCCGGCCAUCCCACGCCUCGCGUCCCACUCGUACGUACGUACACGUGAUUCCUUUGGCUCUGUGUGGUGACUGGUGAGUGAGUGGUGACCCGAGUGAAAGUUGCUUGACCAAACGUACGUGUGGCGCCAGGUCCCGGAUUGGAUUUGAUUCAUCUUGCAUCAUAGUCAUCACCCCGAAAGAUGCGUACUUGUUUUCACAUUGCAAGUGCGUAAGAGCAUCUACAACCGGGCUUUUUAAAAUUCAACAACAUCGCCUUAAACCCAGCCCAAAUCUGCUUGACUCUUAUAGGAUGCUCACACGCAUCCGGCCCAGCCCAAAUAUGUGUGACGGCCAUAGGAUGCUCACACCGAUCAUGGUUGGACUGGGGUGGUAGCGGAAGUUCUGGCUCCGCGUCGUCCCUCGUCGCUCAGCUUCAAAGUGCGGAGUACAAGGCCGUCACGUCCGUGCAGCUCCGAUCGCUCUCCCCCCUUCUCGGCCCGCCACCCACUGCGUCCAUCUGUGCCUUUUGUUCCUGCUCGAGAGGGCGUCCCUCGGCUACCGCUGGAUCCUCGUGUCCGCACAGGCACCGACAUGGGCUACACUCCAUCCUUCUCCAUCCUUCUCCAUCAUCAUUCCAUUUACUAUUUUAUUCAGUAUGAAACUAGUAUUGUCUAGCAUGAACGAUGCUCUUUUGGUUGUGCGAUGACUCUUAGUUUGCUAGUAAGUGAAUUAUGUCCAUUUGUUGAUAAGGGCGUUGAUAUUCGUACAUGCAUGGGCUGCAUGGAUGUGGGUUUUCAAAUAUAAGGGAGAUAAUUGCGGAGGCGACAAAAUGAAAGGCAACCGAUCACGGUGCAUGGACGUACAUGGGCUUGUCCGUGGCCUUGUGAGGGACUGAAAUAGGUAGGUGUGGUUGUAGAUGCUCUAAGGAUCUCAUAUAGUGCCCUUUUUAUAGUUUGCUUACUGUUUUAAACUUGUUUUUAGGGCAACUAAUAGGAAAUUCCUAAAAAUUCCAUUCCUCAAAAUGGUUAGAUAGAUGUCCAUAUUUCAACGUUGAAUUGACAUAAAUGUCCAAGAAACAACUCCGAACUUAAAAAAUGUCUAUAAGGUACAACCUUCAACUUUAAAUACCGUGCAAUUUUUAAUACUGGUUGUACUCAACUGGUUUUUGGCCAGUCAAACUGGUGACCAAUUGACCCACCAAAUCAGCAUCCACAUCAGCCGCCAUGUCAUUUCGAUCAAAAAAUAAAUGUGUGUAGAAUAAAUCGAAACAAUUUUGUAAAAUCAACACUACCAUGCUGGCCUAUCUGAAAAGGUUUCACACUUAGUUGAAAAUAUAUUUUAAAAUACAGUCAAACUACAAAAUUCAAUUUCAGACCCUUUUUGGUCACAUUUUGACCAAACAUUAAAAGUGUCUAUAGAAAAUUUGAAUAAGAAUAAUAUAUAAAAUCAGGAAUGCCAUGCUGACCAAUCUGCCAAAGUUUCACACUUACUAUAUGAGGAAUUGCAUACUGAACGAAGACUCUCUCAGUUCCUAAAUACAAGUCUUUUAAGAGAUUUUAAGGGACUAUUUUAACGUUGGAUGCAUUCAUUUGAACAGUACUAUAUCACAAAUUGCGUAGUACCUAAAGCCGGAUUGUACUAUUCUCCCUUCUCCAAGUUUUACCAAAUUUUCUCGUCACAAGGUUUUUAUUCUUCAGAAGGCAAUUCGUGCAAGGCAUGCAUAGUGUAUACGGAGUAUUUUCUUCAUUUCCCCCAUAGCAGGGCCAAAAAAAAAUAAAAAAUCAGAAGCUAUGCCCAAGGCCGGACGUACAAGCCCAGGGGCCAGGCCCAUCAACUACCUCCCAAAAGGGCCCAUCACAACCCACCCCAAACGCUUGGACGACGAGCAUUACCACACUGGUCAUCCCCCGUCUCCGUACUCGUCUGCUCCGUCGGCCUCCGAAGCUCCGCGGCUCCAGGGUUUAGCUAGGGUUCUGCCCGCGACCACCCCCGCCGCCGCAGCCAUGGCCGGCGCCGGAGAGGACGACGCGGCGUGGGAGAGGGCCAUCAGCGCGGCCGUCAAGAGCGCGCCGCUCUCCCCCUUCUCCGCGCCCAAAACCCUAACCCUCGACGGCGCCGUCAAGUCCUCCACGGGCCGCCUCCCCUCGCCGUCCCUCUUCGACCGCUUCCCCUCGCUCGAGGAGCUCUCCGUGGCCGGCGCCCGCCUCUCCUCGCUCGCGGGCCUGCCCCGCCUCCCGGCCCUCCGCCGCCUCUCCCUCCCCGACAACCGCCUCUCCGGGGCCGGCUCCCUCGCCGCCGUCGCCGAGUCCUGCGGCGGGACCAUCCGCCACCUCGACCUGGGAAACAACCGCUUCGCCGCCGUCGAGGAGCUCGCCCCGCUCGCGCCGCUCGGGGUCGAGUCGCUGGACCUGUUCCAGUGCCCCGUCGCCAAGCUCAAGGGGUACAGGGAGAAGGUGUUUGCGCUGGUUCCCAGCUUGAAGUACUUGGAUGGUGUCGAUGCCGAGGGCAAUGACCGUCUGGAGUCCGAUGAGGACGAGGAGGAGGAUGAGGAAGAGGACGAGGAGGGGGAUGAAGAGGGGGCGGAGGACGGUGAAGGGGAAGGAGAAGAAGAGGACGGGGAGGAAGAGGAAGGAGACGAAGAAGAAGAUGGCGAGGAAGGAGAUGAAGAUGAAGAGGAAGGCGACGAGGCUGAAGAUGAAAAGGAUGAGGGCGAGGACGACGAACCGGAUUCAGGCGUGGCCGAGAAAAGCGAGGUGACCAACGGAGACAAGUCUGCAGGAUCUGCCCUGCCAAGCAAGAGGAAAAGGGGCGAAGAAGAUGCCGCUGCUGGAGACAACUGAAUGUGGUGGUCUCGGUUGAGGUUUGCGGGAUGUGAAAUUUCUGGUGCUAUAAAUCAUGCGUUGACUCGGAUCA